Closterium sp. Naga37s-1 is the source of this 1086-nucleotide messenger RNA. NCBI's taxonomy places the organism in Eukaryota, Viridiplantae, Streptophyta, Zygnematophyceae, Desmidiales, Closteriaceae. The record is from the annotation of a GenBank genome assembly.
AUGGUGGACGAAAUCGAGACCGAAGAGCGCAAGGAGCUCGACCUUACUUCCGCCGAUGUCGUCACCAAGUAUAAGGCAGCUGCGGAGAUUGCCAACAGUGAGUGCCUUUCUGGCGUGUUCAAGAACGCCAAGAAGAAGAUAGAGCGCGGGGUGGCCUUCCCCACAUGCGUGUCCGUCAACAACAUCGUCUGCCAUUACUCCGCCGCUGCCGGCGACGAGGCCGCUCUCGCUAACGGCGACGUGGUCAAAAUCGACCUGGCGGCGCACAUCGACGGGUUCAUCGCGUCGGCGGCGCACACGGUGGUGGUGCAGGAGGACGCCGCCGCGCCCGUCACGGGCAAGGCUGCUGACGUCAUCGCCGCCGCCAACACCGCCGCAGAGGUUGCCUUGCGGCUCGUCCGACCGGGCAAGCACAACAAGGAGGUGGCGGAGGCGCUGCAGAAGGUGGCGGAGGCGUACGGCGUGCACGUGGUGGAGGGCGUGCUGUCGCACCAGAUGAAGCAGUUCGUGAUCGACGCCAACAAGGUCGUGCUCUCCGUUUCCUCGCCCGAGAUGCGCGUCGAGGACUUCGAGUUCGAGGCCAACGAGGUGUACGCCGUCGAUAUCGUCAUGAGCUCCGGCGAGGGCAAGCCGAAGCUGGUGGACGAGAAGCAGACGAUGGUGUACAAGCGCGCGGUGGACAAGGCGUACAGCCUCAAGCUCAAGGCGUCGCGCGCCAUCUUCAGCGAGAUCAGCCAGAAGUUCUCCAUCAUGCCCUUCACUGCCCGGGCGUUGGAGACGAAGGCAGCGCGGUUGGGGCUGGUGGAGUGUGUCAACCACGACCUGCUGCAACCUUACCCCGUGCUGCACGAGAAGCAAGGUGACAUCGUAGCGCACAUUAAGUUCACGGUGCUGCUCAUGCCCAACGGCUCGGAUCGCAUCACAUCGGCCACGCUCCAAACACUGCAGCCCACGAGUGAGCUGCAAGAUGCCGACGUCAAGGCAUGGCUCGCCAUGUCGUACAAGACCAAGAAGAAGACCGCUUCAAAGAAAAAGGCUGCUAAGGAAGGUGAAGAGGAGGCAAAACCAGCUGAAGCUUCCGCAUAG